CUCAGGUGCAGACAACACGGGAGACCAGUUGUUUGAUGUUUGGACUAGAACGCACGUGCUGGAUAUGUCGAGCUGGAGAUGUUGGCUUCUCCUAUUGUUGGCCGGUUGUUGUUCGGGUCGCACUCCCCAGGACGAACACAAUCGACUAUUAAGGUUCCUCCGACCCGAUUCGGAACAGGUGACCAUCGACAUUCCCGUUAUCAGAAGCUUCGGGGUGAUACUGGACGACGUCCUGGAUCGAGUCCGAUGCGUUCAACAGGGAUUAACUAAUUACGAGUGUACGGAGUGCUUAUCCGUCCGUAGAAUGUUGAAGCUGUCUUCCUCGGAUGAAUCGUCCUCGUCCACCCACAUCGAUGACGUCACGCGCCUUAGUGUCAUUCUGGUCUAUCACGUGUCCACUCUGAAGAGCACCUGCAGGAAGCCGGAGACUCUGUCCUGCGGUACUUACGACGGCUGCAGAGAAGAAUUGUUCGAACGUUUCGCCGUCGACGACGGGCAAUUUUCCGAAAGUUUAAUUUUGGAAUCUUUAGAAGAAAUUCUGAGGAACGUCAAAGCGGUUUACGACCCGCUAAACAGGAGAAAGUGUUUUAGUGCCGAAGACCUUCUGGUGGAGUUCAAUAAUACCAGAUUUACUUCCGAAAAUGAAAGUUUUGAAAAUAUUAUGAGGCUGGCGCUCGGUCACAUUCUGAGAGGUGAUUGCAUUGAUGUUGGUGAAGCUGUGACAGAUUUCAUUGAGUAUUUAUUUAGUGAAUAUGGCGAUAAAUGCGGUAAAGUUAUUACGAGUGAAGGCAUAGAAAAAAUGUUGAAUGAUUUACGUAAUCCUCCAAGUUCAAAUAAUCACGAUGAUCAUAUUCAUAGCCAUGGUGGACAUCAAAAUCAUAAUCACAGACAUCAUACUCAUGAACACGACCAUGACCACGACCACGACCAUGACCAUAAUAAUGAUCAUGAUGAUUGUCAUGAGGAUCACAAUGAGGAAAGUCAUUCACCAGUUUUUCCUUCAGAAAGACCACAUGCAAUUUAUCAUUAUCCCUAUGAAAUGUCAUCAUAUACAGAUUCAAUGACAACUGAAAGUUUUAAUAAAAAUACCUUUACUGGAAUAUCUGAGAGUGGUUCAAAUAAUAAAAGGCGAAAGAAAAGAUUUGUAGCGAUAAAAAGAAGUCAUGCGGCAGAUCAUCACGAGCAUAAAAGUUUAGCAGAAAAAUGUUUUGAUUCAGACAUGCUCAUUUUAAGAUUUGGACAUUUGCCUUAUACCAAUGUUACGAGAAAUGAAUUCCUUCAAAUGUGUCCCGCACUCAUUCAACAAAUUGUAAGUGGUGUUUGUAAUAAGAAUUCGACAAAGAUUGUUUCCCGUCCAUCAAUGACUGAAUUAUAUGGAUACAGUUCAUUGGCUGUGUUUGUCAUCAGUUUGUGUGCCCUUGGUGGAAUUUUUAUCCUUCCAAUUAUGGCCAAAAGUGUGUAUCAUUACAUUAUGAUGGGUUUCAUUGGCUUAUCUUUUGGAACUAUGGCUAGUGAUUCUCUGUUGCAUCUCAUUCCACAGGCUUUGGGCUUACAUUCUCACGAUACACAAACAUCAGAAGAAACGGAUGUCGGUGUUAGUUUGGAAAAUAUUCCAUUUUAUUUAUGGAAACAAUUAGGUGUUCUUGGAGCUAUUUAUUGCCUUUUUGUCUUUGAAACAAUUAUGGAAAUCUUCUCAAGCAAGGAUGAUCAUGAGAAAUCACAUAAUCAUGGGCACAGUCAUGUUCCUGAUAAAAUACCAGAAGAAAUAAGGUUAAAAUCAGUUAGUGUGAAAACAGAAUCUACCACAAACUUGGCAAAUGCACAAGCUCAGAAUGUGUCACUCUCUAUGGAUGGUUUAUCUUCAAAAGAUAUGACCACUCAGGAACCUGUGUUCAAGUCCAAAGCUCUUUGUUGUGGAUUAACAUCUUUAGCAUUGGUUGUGACUCUUGGUGAUGCAGUACAUAAUUUUGGAGAUGGACUUGCAAUUGGAGCAGCUUUUUCUACUGGAUUGCAAGGAGGUCUUUCCACAUCAUUAGCUAUUCUCUGCCAUGAACUUCCUCAUGAAUUUGGUGAUUUUGUAGUUUUAAUAUCUACAGGACUUAGUUUUUGGAAAGCUCUUUUAAUAAAUUUUAUAUCGGCAUUAUCGUGUUUUGUUGGACUUUACAUCGGUAUUCAAUUAGGAGAAAACGAAGUAGCAAGAAACUGGAUAUUAACUGCAACGGCUGGAAUAUUUUUAUAUGUAGCUUUAGCUGAUAUGCUUCCUGAACUAAAACAGUCAAAGCAUGGAAGUCCUGUCAAAAUGUUUAUUGUGAAAAAUGUUGGUGUAUUAGUUGGAAUAUUUCUUAUGUUGUUAAUAGCAAUAUAUGAAGAUCACUUCCACAUAUGAAAGAAAGGAAUCUGUGAAUAAACUGAGUAUUGAAAGAGGAUACCGAUUUUAUAGCCUAAAGCUUAGUUCCUGCAGGCAGGUUU
This is a messenger RNA of Centruroides sculpturatus (bark scorpion), 2469 nucleotides long. RefSeq names its product zinc transporter ZIP14-like. Lineage: Eukaryota; Metazoa; Arthropoda; Arachnida; Scorpiones; Buthidae. The transcript is spliced from 14 exons. Gene Ontology annotation, molecular function: zinc ion transmembrane transporter activity. The record is from RefSeq and is a predicted model, not a curated record. Gene Ontology annotation, biological process: intracellular zinc ion homeostasis; zinc ion import across plasma membrane. Gene Ontology annotation, cellular component: membrane. The coding region runs from base 65 to 2386 and encodes 773 amino acids.